This is a messenger RNA of Lingula anatina, 3703 nucleotides long. RefSeq names its product paired box protein Pax-6. Gene Ontology annotation, molecular function: DNA-binding transcription factor activity, RNA polymerase II-specific; RNA polymerase II cis-regulatory region sequence-specific DNA binding. The record is from RefSeq and is a predicted model, not a curated record. Gene Ontology annotation, biological process: anatomical structure development; regulation of transcription by RNA polymerase II. NCBI's taxonomy places the organism in Eukaryota, Metazoa, Brachiopoda, Lingulata, Lingulida, Lingulidae.
UCAUUUACGAUGGGUUUAUUUUUUUCACAGGACUCCCCUUAUAAACGGGGAAUCACCCCUGCAGUCUCCGGCUCGUCUGGAGUCGGAUUGAUCGUAUAUGUUGUUCCUCACGGUUGGACUACGGUGUAAAAUAUGCUCGUGUUUGAUUGGUGAUGGCGAAUUUGAAAAGCUGAGGUCGAGCGUGAGGAAAAGGUGUUUUGAUCUCUGGUUAUUUCGUUCACUUCAUGUUAGCGAUGCUCAAAUGGCAUUCUAGUCGCACAACCGAUGAUACCUCUAGCAAGGAUAGUGAGAGUGAGCGUCGAGGCGUUCUGUCUGUCGAGUGGACAUGAGUGAAAAUUAGAACUCAGACUUGGGACUGGGGGUAUUCUCACACCCCUCAAGCCCCCGACGGCUUGGAUCUUCAAUCAUUCUGUGCAGACGACGACGACCACACCACUCCCCUGCCAAUGACAAUGCCACACAAAGACGACAGCUCAGAUCAGCCGCAAGCGCAGCAAGCUGAUUCCCAGAGUCAACCGGGCUCACAGUCCAGUCCUUCCUCACAACAGAGACCCAGGCCUAAGCGAGAUUCCCACAAUCCAUUGCAAGUCCACCAUCUCGAUCACGUGGACAACGUGUCCUUCGAUCCAAACGACCCCAGUCAUAGUGGCAUCAACCAGCUCGGUGGGGUAUUUGUAAAUGGCCGCCCGUUGCCCGAUUCAACCCGCCAAAAGAUAGUAGAGCUCGCCCAUAGUGGCGCAAGACCAUGUGACAUCUCACGCAUUUUACAAGUCUCUAACGGAUGCGUUAGUAAAAUCCUGGGCAGGUAUUACGAGACUGGCUCUAUCCGGCCCAGGGCUAUUGGUGGAAGCAAACCUAGGGUCGCUACCCCUGAGGUAGUCUCAAAGAUUGCUCAUUAUAAGCGGGAGUGCCCCUCCAUAUUCGCCUGGGAGAUCAGAGACAGGCUGCUUUCUGAAGGAACUUGUAACCAGGAUAAUAUUCCUAGUGUCUCAUCAAUAAAUAGAGUAUUGCGGAAUCUUGCCAGUGAGAAUCAAAAACAGUUGACUCAGAACACCAUGUACGACAAACUAGGACUGAACAAUGGUUUAGCUUGGCCUCGUCCUAACCCCUGGUAUGCGCCCCAGCACACCCUUAGUCAGCCUUCCCAAUACAACCCGCCGCCUCCCCCGCAACCGGAAGUUAAGAAAGAAGAUAGUAACCACCCAGACAGUCCACAGCAGGGCGACGGUGGUUCCUCGUCGGAAAAUGACGAGCAGUUACGAAUGAGACUGAAGAGGAAGCUCCAGCGUAACCGAACCUCGUUCACCAAUGCUCAACUAGAAGCUCUUGAAAAAGAGUUUGAAAGGACGCACUACCCCGACGUCUUUGCCAGAGAAAGGUUAGCUCAAAAAAUUGACUUGCCCGAGGCACGGAUACAGGUAUGGUUCUCAAAUCGGAGAGCAAAAUGGCGCCGUGAAGAAAAACUCCGCAACCAGCGAAGGGAAGCUGCGUCGGGUCCUCCAGGAUCCGGAAGAAUCCCAAUAAACAGCAGUUUUCCGAACACCAUGUACCCCACAAUUCCUCAACCAAUGGCAACUAUGGCCGAUUCGUACAGGUACGUGCAAAAUAGUUCUAUCCCCACAGUGCCUAAUUACUCGUUGUCAAAUAACAUUGGGCCAACUAACCCGGCGUGCCUGCAAUCGGGAUCCUCUUCUUCCUAUUCAUGUAUGAUUCCUGAUUACACGAAGGGCGCUUACGAACCUCUGUCCCUGAGCGGCUACUCACGGUCCUCGUACAACCAUGCGCCAGGGAUGCAGAGUCAUAUGAGCAACACCAACGGCGCAUCCACCGGGUUAAUAUCUCCAGGAGUAUCCGUUCCGGUACAGGUUCCAGGCGGUGGUCAUCACCAAGAACUAAGUUCAAUGGGAUCCAUGACUUCGCAGUAUUGGUCACCACGUCUUCAGUGAAAGCAUGGGCGACAAAACUUUUUUCUGCACCAGUCACUGGAUACUAGCCAGCAGUUACGCUCAAAGCUUAUUUUAAUGCAAUUACCUCAUGGACAAAGACGGAUAGAAAAAUAAUGCUCAGAUGUGCCCCCAGCAUUUAAAGGACCCAGCCCAGAUAAACUACGCAGAAGACCAGCUGAAGCACGUGACGCCCGCCACAAUGGCGGAUAAUAUUUCACAGCAGACGAUUUGAGGGGACGUUGUUUGUCUCAAAGAGUACCGUAGAUGGAUGAUAAGAUAUAGUGUAUAUUAUCGUUAAAUAUAUAUGAGUAUAUAUAUAUAUAUAUAUAAAAAGUGACCGUGUCACUGUCAUAAGCCGACGCAACAAGCUCAAAUACGCACAUGUAGACGUGUGACACUUGCUUCCAUGUACAGUGGUAUUGUUAUUUAGUAGAAACUCGUGCUUAACUGUGCAUAGGGGUUUGAAUUAUGGUGUGUUCAUGUUAGUUUCCGAAAGACGAGUUGUCUUUAACAUUGUAAUAUUUGUCUUUUGAUGCCAAAGCAUCAAUUGAUAAUAUCGUAAUGAUGAUAGCUGUUGUUUUGUACUGAUGAUACCAAUAAUUGACAAUCUUUGUUUUUUGUCUCGUGAUCAAAGUGGACUUUUCACUAAGUUUAGUUUUGAUUUUUAGUUACCAUUUAAAGUUGUACUUUUAUCUAAAUAGAGGGUCCUUGCAGUUCAGUUUAACGACCAUCAAUAUAUGUUUAUUUAUGUAUAUAUUGUAUAAAAUUGACUACAACAAGUUUUGUAAAAUAUUUUUAUUUAAGAAUGAUAUAGAUAAGUAUAGGUUAUAGCAUAGAUAUCCACAGGUUUUAUUUCUUUUACGUUUUCAUCGCAUGAAAACAGUUGACGAGUCCCAAAUUAAGCAUAAUAUUUAACAUUUGUAUGAGGGUCAAUAUUGGAAUUUGUGUCAGUUGAUCAUGUGAUAACCUAACUCUACUUUCGGUUCGGAGUGUCUAAACGUUACGCCAGGCUUGCCAUGCACACUUAUUUUGUAAAAAAAAUAUACAAGCUCUUUCUAUCAACAGAUUAGCUCAUUUUGUGCAAUAAGCGUGCUACAGAGACCACUGUCCAACUCGGUUUGACUACAAAGUAAGCAGGUUUCUUGAUGGAGCAGUCCCACACUCUGCUGGUACUGAACUUGAUAGGUGGUAGUUAAACCAACGCGGAGGGUUUCCAGGAUAAGACGCUUUUCAGUGAAUCUUUUGUACGCAGAUGAGUACUUUGGUUCACAUACAUUGGAAAUGACUAUACUUUUAUAGUGCGUGUAUCAUAACUAGAAUGUGGUAGGUUCUGUAAAGUAAUAUUUUUGUAUGAUUAUUGUCACAAUCUUGCCACAACCAGAGUUACUCACAAGUGAGUCUUCGUAGAAUAAUCACGUCUGUCAAAGAAAAUUGGGAAUUUUGUUAUUGCUCACUGGAAAACCCGAGGGAUUUUUUUUUUGAAAACCACCGGAUCCUUUCCGAGGUUGUGUAAGUGAGUGUUAGUAUACUAAUACAGAGCAUGACACUUGUAAAUUGUUCUAGCUUAAUAAAAGCGCACUUUACUUUACGUUUUUGUGAAUACUAAUUUUAUCUGGACUCCCUCGAUGCACAUUCAAUUACACGAAUUUAAAUGAGGUACUAUAGGGCUGUUUAACAGCUUGAAGUUGUAUGACCAACUGACAAUGAUUUUUUUGGUGAAUCGCAGGAUAACAAUAAAAUUGUCUUAACUGCACAUA